Messenger RNA from Eimeria maxima, 834 nucleotides. RefSeq lists its product as hypothetical. The transcript has 4 exons. Bases 1 to 834 code for a protein of 277 amino acids. Lineage: Eukaryota; Apicomplexa; Conoidasida; Eucoccidiorida; Eimeriidae. The record is from RefSeq and is a predicted model, not a curated record.
AUGGAUGGUGUAAAGUCCCGAAACGAGCCAACCUUGCUCUGGGUGGAGGAAACCCGCCUCGACAAGGCAGUCUUCGGCCUCUACCCAGGAGGUGACCUUCCCGACCCUGAGAAAGAGACAGAAAGAACGCAGAAAGAGCUUGCUCUCUCCUCAACCAAGCGGGAAGUCGUCGCCUUCUACUGUCUCUCUCUUGCGCAUGACUACAUGCAUGAGAAGCACCAAACCUACCAGCAGCUGGCUAGGGAGAAGUCUCCGCAGCAUGGCAUGAGGGAAGACGACGUGCUUGUGUCUGUGCUACACCAAUUGUGGGCUGGCUGCUACAACAACGCCAUGUCUCUGCCAGACCCUCUCUCUGUCCUACUUUUAUCUUCAAAGGAGGCCGAGAACCUCCUCAAACCCGGCGACACCCCCGAGAGGUUUUCCAUGCAAACUGUGCAGAUUGUAGACCAAGCAAUCCGGCGUCUUGCGGAAGCGGAGUUCCCCGAUGGAAAUGGCCUUCCCACAUACAGCGACAGUAUCACUGCCGUCGUGGGUGCUGCUUGUCUUGUAUUUAUUUUCGAGUUGAUAAUAUUUUUCGUGCGGCGCCUUCCAAACUCAUCUCAUAAGGCGCCACAAGGGGGCAGUAAAACAUUGGACGCUACUGAGAGUGCGACUCAAAAUAUGGCACCUAGGAAGAGUUCACUGCAGCAGGAGGGCCCAUCAGAGGAGAAGGUGAAGGCGGUGGAUGUGCAAGAGAUGAGGACCUGCAUUCAACGGAGUGGAGGUUCGCGCAGGACUACCACAACGGGGUCCCCAAAGGGGGCUUCUAGAGCCGCCCCUCAAAGAACAUCUUAG